Ceratitis capitata (Mediterranean fruit fly) is the source of this 2958-nucleotide messenger RNA. RefSeq names its product inositol-trisphosphate 3-kinase homolog (gene IP3K1). The transcript is spliced from 4 exons. The coding region runs from base 646 to 2184 and encodes 512 amino acids. Gene Ontology annotation, biological process: inositol phosphate biosynthetic process. Gene Ontology annotation, cellular component: cytoplasm; nucleus. Lineage: Eukaryota; Metazoa; Arthropoda; Insecta; Diptera; Tephritidae. The record is from RefSeq and is a predicted model, not a curated record. Gene Ontology annotation, molecular function: inositol-1,4,5-trisphosphate 3-kinase activity; inositol tetrakisphosphate kinase activity.
GGCAACGAAAACCAGUUCAACGUGGAUCUCGAACAUUUUACAGCGUUAAAAUUUCAAAUAUUUCGUUUGCAAAGAAAAAAUUAAAUGCAUAUAUGGAAAUUAAAAUAAAAUAUAUACAUAUAUAUCUAUUGAAAUGCAUGACGCGCGUUGAGCUAAGAGUAUAUUGUAUUUGAAAAUAGUUGAGCUUGAAAAAAAUAUUAAUAAAACAUGCUCAUUGUGCAAAGUGUGCAAAUAAUCAGAGAUUAAAAUUAAAUAUAAAAAGAAACAAUUAUAAAGUGAAAACUGGCAAAACCGGUUGAUAGUUACAACAACGGCAAUAAAAGUGACUUAUUGCUGGAAAAGAAGAAAAAUAGUUGAAGAAUUUAAACAAAAAAAAAAUUAAAAAAACAACACUGAAAAGUGCAUACAGUGCGCAACUACGUGGAGAGUAGUUGAAAAAAGUUGAAAAAAAAUUUUAACAAUAUAAUUAAAAAGAAAACAGUUUACUGAAAACACAAUAUAUUAAAAAAAAUUACCUGUACAUAAAGUUAACGGUGUAGUAACGCUAAAACAUACAGUUUUAUAUAAAUAUCUACAUACAUAAAUAUCAUCAACGCAAAAAGAAGAAAUUUUUGCGCAAACUUCCGGACUCCUAACUGUUGUUAUAUGGAAACUAUGACUUCAACACUGCUGCAACAACACGCUACACAAACAGCAACAACCACAACAGCUCACCAUUAUCAGCACCACCAUCACCAACGUCAUCAUCACCAUCAUCAGCCACAACGCAAAUUGCAUUCGGGGCAUCAUCAUACGACGACGACGACGACGACCACACAAGCCGCCGCUGCUGCGACUGUAGCUGCCGCCGCCAUGGCUUGGUCGACUGAAAAAUUACGUUUCUCCUGUGUGGAUAAUAUUGGCUUGAGACAGUUGUGGAAAUUAAUUGCAUUGGAUAGCAGCAGCAGCAGCAGCAGUAGUAAUGGUAGUGGUAGAACUGCCAACAACAACAACAGUAAUAACAACAGCAGCAGUAAUGGCGUUAGCGACAGUGUAAUUAGCAAUAAUAAUUGCACUAUUGAGAAUGUACAGCAAUUGCAACAACAGAAUGGUCUUAGCAGCAACAAUGUCAACAACAACAACAACAACAACAGCAAUAAUAAUAAUGAGAAAAACGAUUUUGAAAAUUAUAUGACCGAUUAUUUGAGUCAACGUGAUAUACUACCCGCGCCACAUCGCAUGUCAUUAUUAAAAUUUCUGGCCAUUAACGCACUGGAAUUAAGCGCACCAGCAACGCCUGCACUUUUGGUACACAAUCAAACCAAUCAGCAUUUUAAUACAAACGUUAAACCGCCAGGUUGGAUGCAAUUAUCCGGGCACCCAGAAAGUAUUCUUCCCACAACUGCAGGCAUUGUACGCAAACGCGUUGCCAAUCUCACUGACAAUGAGGUGCUCGCUUAUAAAAUGCUUACACAAGAACCACAAACCGCCAAAAUUGUACCACAAUUUUAUGGUGCGCAAGAAGUUAAUGGCGAUUAUUUUAUAGAACUUCAGGAUCUCUUGACUGGUUUCAAAGAUCCAUGCGUUAUGGAUAUCAAAAUGGGUUGUCGCACAUUUCUCGAAUCGGAGGUGACUAACAAGACACUACGUUCCGAUUUGUAUAAGAAAAUGGUAGCGGUCGAUCCGCUCGCACCCACACCCGAGGAAGAGGAAGCUCAAGCUAUUACCAAACUACGCUAUAUGCUUUUCCGCGAAUCGAUGUCAUCAUCUCAAUCGAAGGGCUUCCGCAUAGAGGCUUUGAGACUGCGUGGACGUCCACCUGUUAAGGAUCUUAAGACGGUACGCAAUAGCGAUCAAAUUACACAAACAAUUGAGCAAUUCCUCGGCGCAAAACGUUCCGUGACAAAAGAGCUCAUCAAGCGCUUAAAGCAGAUGCGUAUGAUUAUGGAAAAAUCAACAUUCUUUCAACGUCACGAAAUUGUUGGCUCCAGUAUCUUUAUUGUUUAUGAUGACGAUAAGGUUGGCGCUUGGCUAAUUGACUUUGCCAAAUCGCGACCUCUGCCGGCAGGCGUAAAUGUUAAUCACCGCGCAACCUGGAUACCCGGCAACUGUGAAGAAGGCUUACUCAAAGGCAUGGAUGAGUUAAUCAAUGCGUUUGAAAAUGUUUAUGCGAGUCAUGGCAGUCGGAAAUGUUUACAAAUCUAAUAUGUACACCACACAACACAUUAAAUGCAGCUGUGCUGCUUAACUAAAUUACAAAUAGUUGGUAGAGAAGCGUUGACGCUUCGUUAUACAUACAGGGGGAGAUUGAAAUAUGAAAAGCAAACAUAAAACAAACAAAUUGUUUGUUUAUUUUCCUUAAUCGAAACUUAUAUUAAUUGCAUACUUCAUUAUUGUGUUUAUACUGCCAUAAGACUGAUUUGCAUUGCAUGCAUUUAAAUGAUAGAUAAAGCUUCGCCACUCACGCCCUUCAUUCGCUACUAUUACGAAUAUUAUAUUUUAGUAUAUUACAUUUAUUUCAUGUUUAUAUUUUCCAUAUUGGAAACCGUCUUUAUCAUAAAAACUGUUAAAAAAUCAUUAGUAUACAUACGAGUGCAUAUUUAAAGUGGACUUUGUCGUCAAAGAUUUUGUUAUUAGAUAUGUAUGUACAUGUAAAUAAAUAAAAAGUAUUUUUCUAAACUUGUAUACUCAUUUUUUUUUCAAAAAUUUGUAAAUAUGAAAAUCACAUAUUCAUAAUUUUUCAACUGAAAUCGAAACAAAAACAGGAACUACUGCUUUAGUAUACUUAAUUAUACAAAUCAAAAUGCUGUAUGUAUGUCUAAAGCAUUUGACAGCUGUCAUAUUACAGGCAAGAAAGUUACUUAAUACAUAAUUAUGUAAUUCUAUACGUGUUUAGCAAUUUAAGUCUUAAUAUUACGAACUUUUUAUAUAAUUAAAAAAGGAUGUGACGAAAUGAGUAUAAAAUAAAAAUAAAAAAUA